AUGUCUGGCUAUAAUUCCUUGCUCACACUGUCUGGUUCCGAAAUCUGGGGAUACCGCCUGUCUCAGCUAGUUGGAUCGGGCUCAUACGGAGCCGUCUAUAGAGCUUCUUCUGGAUCUGACACUAUUGCAGUCAAAAUAUCUUGUGAAGAACAGGAUUUGGCGAUCGAGGCUUUGACUCUUCAGCUUUUUUACUACCGUAACGCGGUACCAAAAUUCCAUUUCUGUAACAAAUACGGACCCUAUCACACUAUCGGCAUGGAACUUCUAAGUCACGACAUGGAUUCGAUCUGGCAGAAAGUCGAUUGGAUGGCUUUUGAGCGUCCGACUCUGAUCAAAUUUAUCUACCAAGCUUUGACGUGCUUGGAGGCCGUCCACGCAUUGAAGAUUGUGCAUCGGGAUGUCAAACUAUCCAAUUUCGCCAUCACCCAGCCAAGGACACCUGGGAAUCAAGUCUCUGUGCGAAUCCUCGAUUUUGGAUUAUCACACGUUUAUGCCGAUGCCGAUGGGAACCUUCGUGAUGACUCCAGGAGUUUCGACUUCUCGAAGAUGAAGUAUGCAGCUUACGAUGCCAGUUUAGGGUGUGAUCCGAUGCCCAAAGAUGACAUUUGCCAACUCGGUUACGCGGUGAUGUACGCCGCUGGAUUUGACUUCGCCCAGCAACUGAAGCUGCCUGCAGACGAUCUCUCGAAUUGGAAGGGGGAAUUGAUUCGUGACCCAGCCAACAAUUUGCCACUUUCCGUAAAGUUCAUGCUCCCUUUUUUCGAAUUAGUCGCUGAUCUCAACGAUGUCGUCCCAAUAAAGUAUGAUCUUCUCAAGCAACGCAUCCAGGAAUGCUUGCCUGAGGUCGAUGCUACUUGUGAUUCGAUCUUAUCGGAGGAAAAUGGAAAACUCACACUCACCUGA
This is a messenger RNA of Caenorhabditis briggsae, 903 nucleotides long. Gene Ontology annotation, cellular component: cytoplasm; nucleus. Gene Ontology annotation, biological process: peptidyl-serine phosphorylation; signal transduction. The record is from RefSeq and is a predicted model, not a curated record. NCBI's taxonomy places the organism in Eukaryota, Metazoa, Nematoda, Chromadorea, Rhabditida, Rhabditidae. Gene Ontology annotation, molecular function: protein serine/threonine kinase activity; ATP binding. Bases 1 to 903 code for a protein of 300 amino acids. The transcript is spliced from 3 exons.